AUGGCGCCUCCCGUGCGCCCGGGGAUGCCGCCCCUACUGCUGCUGCUGCUGCUGCUGCUGCCGCCGCUCGGCUCGCUUCCAGGAGUCUGGAGCUUUAGCGAACUGUUCUUCAAGAAAGAACCACAGGAUGUAACUGUCACAAGGAAAGACUCCGUCUUUUUAGAUUGCCAGGCUCAUGGAGAAGGUCCCAUUAAGGUCACGUGGUUGAAAAACGGAGCAAAAUUGUCUGAAAACAAACGGAUCCAGGUUCUGUCUAAUGGCUCUUUAUACAUCAGCGAGGUGGAAGGCAGGCGAGGAGAGCAUUCGGAUGAAGGAUUUUACCAGUGCCUGGCAGUGAACAAGUACGGGGCCAUCCUUAGUCAGAAGGCUCACCUGACAUUGUCAACUAUUUCUGCGUUUGAAGUCCACCCAGUGUCCACUGAAGUCCAUGAAGGGGGAGUUGCUAGAUUUUCAUGCAAGAUUUCAUCCACCCCGCCUGCAGUCAUCACAUGGGAGUUUAAUAGGACAGCCCUGCCUGUAACCAUGGACAGGGUGACUGCCCUGCCAUCCGGAGUGCUGCAGAUCUACGACGCUGGCCCAGAGGAUGUUGGGAAUUACCGCUGUGUUGCAGCUACAGUAGCUCAUAAGCGUAAAAGCAUGGAGGCCUCUCUAACCAUAAUUCCAGCUAAUGAGUCCAGGUCCUUCUACACGCCAACUAUUGUAGCCAGCCCGCAGAACGUGACCGCGGCCCUGCACCAGACCGCCGUGCUCGAGUGUAUGGCCACAGGCUACCCCAAGCCCAUCAUUUCCUGGAGCCGCCUCGAUCACAAGUCCAUCGACGUCUUCAAUACUCGGGUGCUUGGGAACGGCAAUCUCAUAAUAUCCGAUGUCAGGCUGCAGCACGCCGGAGUGUACGUUUGCCGCGCCACCACCCCCGGCACGCGCAACUUCACGGUUGCUAUGGCAACUUUAACUGUGUUAGCUCCUCCUUCGUUCGUCGAAUGGCCUGAAAGUUUAACGAGGCCACGAGCAGGCACAGCACGGUUUGUGUGCCAAGCGGAGGGAAUUCCCUCACCCAAAAUGUCCUGGUUGAAGAAUGGGAGGAGGAUACAUUCAAACGGCAGGAUUAAAAUGUACAACAGCAAACUGGUAAUUAACCAGAUUAUCCCAGAAGACGAUGCCAUCUAUCAGUGCAUGGCUGAAAACAGCCAAGGAUCUGUCCUGUCUCGAGCCAGACUGACCGUGGUCAUGUCUGAAGAUAGACCCAGCGCUCCUUACAACGUCCAUGCCGAAACCAUGUCCAGCUCUGCCAUCCUUCUAGCGUGGGAGAGGCCGCUGUACAACUCAGACAAGGUCAUCGCGUACUCUGUGCACUACAUGAAAGCCGAAGGUUUAAACAACGAGGAGUACCAGGUGGUCCUUGGCAAUGACACGACGCAUUACAUCAUCGAUGACUUAGAGCCCGCCAGCAACUACACUUUCUACAUCGUUGCAUACAUGCCAAUGGGAGCCAGCCAGAUGUCGGAUCACGUGACACAGAACACGCUGGAAGACGUGCCCCUGAGACCUCCGGAAAUCAGCUUGACGAGCCGGAGUCCCACCGACAUUCUCGUCUCCUGGCUGCCAAUUCCGGCCAAGUACCGGCGGGGCCAAGUGGUGCUGUACCGUCUGUCCUUCCGCCUGAGCACCGACAAUUCCAUCCAAGUAGUGGAACUCCCGGGGACUGCGCACGAGUACCUUCUGGAAGGCCUGAAGCCUGAUAGCGUCUAUCUGGUCCGGAUUACGGCUGCUACCCGUGUGGGGCUGGGAGAGUGGUCGGUGUGGACCUCACACAGGACGCCCAAAGCCACCAGCGUAAAAGCCCCGAAGUCUCCUGAACUGCAUUUGGAACCGCUGAAUUGCACAACCAUCUCCGUGCGGUGGCUGCAAGACACCGAGGACCCGGCUGCCAUUCGGGGCUACAAGCUGUUCUAUAAGGAGGAGGGGCAGCAAGAGAACGGGCCUAUUUUCCUAGACACCGGUGAUCUGCUGUAUACGCUCAGUGGCUUGGACCCCAGAAGGAAGUACCACGUGAGGCUGCUGGCUUACAACAACCUGGAAGAUGGCUACCAGGCCGACCAGACCGUCAGCACUCCCGGAUGCGUGUCCGUCCGCGACCGCAUGGUCCCCCCGCCGCCGCCUCCCCACCAUCUCUACGCGAAGGCUAACACCUCCUCGGCCAUCUUCCUGCACUGGAGGAGGCCGGCCUUCACCACCGCCCAAGCCAUUAACUACACCAUCCGCUGUAACCCCGUCGGCCUGCAGAACGCCUCUCUGGUGCUCUACCUGCAAACAUCGGAAACCCACAUGUUGGUUCAAGGACUGGAACCCAACACCAAGUAUGAGUUUGCCGUCCGCCUGCACGUGGACCAGCUCUCCAGUCCCUGGAGCCCCGUGGUCUACCACUCCACGCUUCCAGAAGCACCCGCAGGCCCCCCGGUGGGGGUGAAGGUGACACUGAUAGAGGACGACACUGCCCUCGUCUCCUGGAAACCCCCGGAUGGCCCAGAGACCGUCGUGACACGCUACACCAUCUUGUAUGCUUCCAGGAAGGCCUGGAUUGCGGGCGAGUGGCAGGUCCUACACCGAGAAGGGGCCAUAACCAUGGCUCUGCUGGAAAACCUGGUGGCCGGAAACGUCUACAUCGUCAAGAUAUCUGCCGCCAACGAGGUGGGAGAAGGGCCCUUUUCAAACUCUGUGGAGCUGGCCGUCCUCCCCAAGGACACUUCCGAAUCCAACCAGAGGCCCAAGCGUUUGGAUCCUUCCGAGGCCAAAGUUCAUUCAGGCUACUACCACCUGGACCAAAAGUCAAUGACGGGCAUCGCAGUGGGCGUUGGCAUAGCCUUGACCUGUAUCCUCAUCUGUGUCCUCAUCUUGAUAUACCGAAGCAAAGCCAGGAAGUCAUCUGCCUCUAAGACAGCACAGAGUGGAAGCCAGCCGCUGUCCCGAGCCAGUGCCUCUGGAGCAGCGGGGAGUAACCUGGGGAAGAACCUGGAGAGAGCGACAGAGAAUCAGGAGCCCUUGGUACCUGUGAUGCCAACCAGCUUCAUCGAUGCGAAGGGAGGGACUGACCUGAUCAUCAAUAGCUAUGGUCCUGUAAUCAAAAACAACACUAAGAAAAAGUGGCUUUUUUUCCAAGACACUAAGAAGAUCAAAGUUGAACAGACACAAAGAAGAUUCACUCAGGCCGUCUGCUUUUACCAGCCAGGCACCACAGUGCUGAUCAGUGAUGAAGACUCCCCCAGCUCCCCAGGCCAGACCACCAGCUUCCCAAGACCUUUUGGGGCUACCCUUGACACUGAGCAUUCAGCAAACAGUGAAGGCAGCCAUGAGACAGGGGAUUCUGGAAGGUUCUCCCAUGAGUCCAAUGAUGAGAUACACCUGGCCUCUGUCAUCAGCAGCACACCCCCCGUGUUGGAUUCCCUCGUGGGUGGCGAGUCUGAUGGGGCUGCUCUGCUGAAGAAUCGGGGGGACCCUGCAGAACCCUUGCCGCCUGAGCAGGGCCCCUCAGCCCCACAGGGGUAUCCCAUCUAG
This is a messenger RNA of Psammomys obesus (fat sand rat), 3552 nucleotides long. It is a transcript of the gene Prtg, whose product is annotated as protogenin. NCBI's taxonomy places the organism in Eukaryota, Metazoa, Chordata, Mammalia, Rodentia, Muridae. Gene Ontology annotation, biological process: cell-cell adhesion; axon guidance. The coding region runs from base 1 to 3552 and encodes 1183 amino acids. Gene Ontology annotation, cellular component: axon; plasma membrane. The record is from RefSeq and is a predicted model, not a curated record. The transcript has 20 exons. Gene Ontology annotation, molecular function: protein binding.